Messenger RNA from Darwinula stevensoni, 2124 nucleotides. Lineage: Eukaryota; Metazoa; Arthropoda; Ostracoda; Podocopida; Darwinulidae. The record is from the annotation of a GenBank genome assembly.
UAUAUACUAAUUUCCAGUUCCGGGCUUGCAAUGGCACCUAGAGCAGUAAUGACGAUAAAAGGCUGACGCGCACAUGUAGGUAUCCUCACCAGCAUGAAAAUCAUGACCGGAGUCACUUUCAAAGAAACAGGAAGAAGUUCCUUCUCAUCUCGAGGGGGAAUGCUGCAGACGUGCUGAGUCAGGAGUCACGUCAGUGUCUCCUAGGAUAAAGGAAUUUCUAUUGCGAAGCAGUAGCACCGGCUGAAGGGAAUCAUGGCGGCAUCAGGGGAGACCACGGGUGAUCGCUACGACGUCGUUAUUUUCGGUGCCACCGGAUUCACUGGGAAAUAUGUCGUGCGAGAUUUGAUUCAGACUAGGAAGCAAUUCUCGGAGUUCAAGGAUCUCACAUUUGCAGUCGCUGGAAGGAACAAGGAAAAGCUCUGUGAAGCUUUGAAUUGGGCCAUCUCCUCUGCCAAGGCUACCGACGUCGAUGCAGGGAAGGUGCCAAUAAUUACUGCAGAUGUGUCGGACCAAGAGUCGCUGCUCUCUAUGUGCAAGAAAUCCAAAGUCCUUGUCGAUUGUGUGGGACCGUACCGGUUUUAUGGAGAGCCUGUGAUAAAGGCAUGCAUUGAAGGUGGAUCAAGUUAUGUUGACAUCAGUGGAGAAACUUAUUUUUUGGAGAAGAUGCAGCUGGACUACCACGAGCAGGCAGAGGCGAAGGGAGUAUACAUUGUUGGAGCAUGUGGCUUUGAUUCCAUUCCUGGUGAUAUGGGGACCAUUUUCCUUCAAGACAAUUUUGAAGGGGAAUUGAAUUCAGUGGAGACUUACCUGAAAACUGAACAAGGACCAGCUGGAUAUCGAGUGAACUAUGGCACUUGGCUAUCAGCCAUCCACUCCCUUGCAAAUACUGGAGACUUGCGUGGUGUUCGCACCAAACUCUACCCCAAGCCAUUGCCAAAACCCAAAUUCAGGAUUGAAGACAGGGGAAAAAUGCACCAAAAUCCUGAUGUGCCUGGCUAUAGUCUCCCCUUCUUGGGCUCAGACAGGCCUGUCAUCCUUCGAUCCCAGAGAUUCUUGUAUGAGCAUGAGAAUCGCCGUCCAGUGCAAAUCCAAUGCUACUUCACUCUUGCUUCACUCCUGAACACCAUUGGCAUUGUGCUGUUCGGUGCCAUUUUCAUGUUCAUGACCAAAUUUUCCUUCACUCGCAAGCUUCUGGAGGAUCAUCCAUCCUUCUUCUCCUUUGGGAUGUUUUGUCGUGGAGGACCAACUGAGGAGCAGAUUGAAGGUGCCAAGUUUACUGUGACAUUGAUUGGGAAAGGCUGGUCAGAGAAGACAUCUGAAGCAUCAGAUCAACAUGCUGAUCCACCUUCCAAGGAAAUGAUAGUCAAAGUUUCUGGACCAGACAUAGGUUAUGUGGCUACAUCCAUGUGCUUCAUUCAGUCAGCUCUGACCAUUUGGAUGGAGUCUGCUAAGAUGCCAUCAAAGGGAGGUGUGUACUCUCCUGGAGCUGCCUUUGCCAAGACCAGUCUGAUUGAUCGUCUCAACAAGCGAGGAAUCAAGUUCUCAAUUGUGAAGAAAGAUUGAGCCCUAUUUCCACUUCAGCUGCCCUGAUGCCACUUUGAAACUACUAUUCUUUAUGUUUUGUGGGGAAAUUUUCAGCUUACUUUCCUUCAUGGAAAAAAAUUUCAUUAUAUCUUUUGUAUUUGUGUAUCUGUUCAAUGUUGGAUCUCACAAAAAUUUUUUUUUUUUUUAUCAUAUGGCUUUUGGAGUAUAUACCACGUAUGUUUAGAUUUGGCUUACAGCUGUUCAUCAUUAUCUUUGUUUUGCUGCCUCCUUGUCUUCAUAGUGCUCCUAUUGCUUUGCAUUCAUAUUAUUCAACUUGAAAGCACAGGAGAAUUAUUGUGAUAUAACAAGUUUAUCCACUCAUGUAUUUUUUAGUGAUGUUAUGGAUUUGAAAGUACGUUGGUGUUCUUGGGUCUGCUGCUGUCAAGAAAUAAGGUGCUUAUGGCAACAAUUGCUACAUGGUUGUGAGUAAUGGGCAUUGAUGUAUUGGGUUGUAGUCUUUAUUGGAGCAUAGGCUAUAUAUUUUGGGGCUUUUGUGUAUGAAUGAUCACACAAUAGAACAAAUGGAACUUUUCUUGGGAU